AUGGCAACCGAGCCGCCGUCGGCGGCGGAGAAGAAGAAGGUGCCUCUCCCCAAGGUGGUCACGCUCAAUAAGGCCCUCAAGCUGGCGCAGACAUGGGUGGACAAAAUGAGUGCGUCGGAGCCGGAUGAACCCAACGAUAAGGAUUUCGAGGGCCGGCCAGCAAGACUCGGUCUUGGUGCUAAAGCGGCACCUGGUGUGAAACGUGCGGCUCCCACUGACCCAGUUGAGAGGAGGUUGCUUGGGAAGGUGAAUGCGCAGAAGAGAAAGGCCUUGGAGGAUGAAAAUAGAACCGCUAAGGAGGUGAAUGAGGCUAGUGACGACGAUGAGCCUGAAAGCAGGACCGGUGCCUUUAACAAGAAGAGGCCACUGCCUUCAGUUACUUCUACACCUUUAGGGAAGAAGGCAAAGUGA
This is a messenger RNA of Miscanthus lutarioriparius, 411 nucleotides long. The record is from the annotation of a GenBank genome assembly. NCBI's taxonomy places the organism in Eukaryota, Viridiplantae, Streptophyta, Magnoliopsida, Poales, Poaceae.